AUGGAGUUGCAAGGUACAAUGUUUGCACAAGCUAUCACAAAUGAAGCUUGUGAAGCGAAAAUCCGAGUGGAUACAAGUAUGUGUACAAAUCCGCCCAAUGAACAUCGGCCACCUGUUCAACUUCAAACACAUCCUAAUAUUGAUAAGAAAACUUUCAUGUCCACUGGUUGGAUUCAAAUCAAACCAGGAGGUAAACCAUUUCCAAAUGGUCAAGAAGUUGGUAUAUUAAGAUGGAGAUUUCAAACUUCCGAUGAAGCUGCUCUUCCUAUAACUGUUAAUUGUUGGCCAAAUGAAAUACCCGGUGGCUUUGAAGUAAAUGUUGAAUAUGAACUGCAAGAUUCUGUAUUAGAACUGGAGAAUUUAGUUAUGUCAAUCCCAUUGCCUCCUUCAGCUAAACCUCCGUUAAUUGGUAAUUGUGAUGGGGAAUAUGAAUUGAGUCCACGUAAAACUCAGUUAGACUGGCGUAUACCCAUAGUUAACAGUGAUAAUUCAUCUGGUUCCCUCGAGUUCACAUUAAAAACAGAACGUGGUGCACAAGCAGAACAAUUUUUCCCGUUGAAAUUAAACUUUGGAUCAAAUAAAUCAUACUGUGGAAUUCAGAUAAUUGAAGCUACUGUAAGCAAUCAGGACACCCGAUCAACUUUUCAUAUGAAUCCAAUUUUCAUGCGGAAAAAUACGAAAUUAGUUAAAUUGAUAAUUUCAUCAUCGUCUUCUUCUUCGGUCUAUUCGAUGUUAUGUGUGUGUGUGUAUCGAUUGACUUUGUUAUUCAAUUUGCCUGAUCAUCUGUGA
Schistosoma mattheei is the source of this 789-nucleotide messenger RNA. Lineage: Eukaryota; Metazoa; Platyhelminthes; Trematoda; Strigeidida; Schistosomatidae. The record is from the annotation of a GenBank genome assembly.